AUGUUAGGGUUUCUCAAACGGGUUCUAGGGGGCGGCCGCAAUGACGUGUAUGGGCUGGACCACGCGGUGCUCAAUGUGCAGCUACCACUGCAGACUAUGUGGAUGAACAUGGGAUAUUGGGAGUCAACAUCUGAAUUCCCACAGGCCUGCCAAGCUCUGCUAGACCAGGUUCUGGCAGCAGGCCUGUUAAAAGACAAAAGCCCGUCUAUCAGAGUCCUAGACGUGGGAUGCGGAUGCGGUGAUCAGUCCCUCCACCUACUUAGUCUCAGAAAGGGCUCUUCAAACAAACCCCAGUCCGAACUUACCACUGCCGUUCGACAGCGUUCUGGUCAAGAAUCUCGCCGGGAUGAUUCACCGCUGAUCGAUACUUACAUCGGAAUUACUCUUGAGCCCGCACAAGCCGAACUCGCACAAUGCCGAGUCCGUGAUGCCCGUCAUGAUUUUGAGAAACCCUUGACUCGAACAUCUGCAGAGGUCUUCCGCGCCGAUGCUUCCAAUCCCUCAACUUGGUCUGCAGAGCUACGGGACUCUGUGAGCAACGUUGCUGCUUCCUCGAAGGAUGAUGAUACUUCUACAUGGGUCCUGGCUCUCGAUACAAUGUAUCACUUCCGACCAUCACGUCUCCCUCUUCUUCAAUAUGCGCAUGAUACUCUACACGCCUCCUUCAUGGCUUUUGAUCUCGUUCUGUCAGAGGGCGCAUCUUGGCAAGAACGGCUUGUUCUGCGACUUGUCUGUUGGCUCACGGGGUCGCCGUUUAGUAAUUUUAUCACCGAGGUAGAUUAUCUAUGCAUGUUAGAGAAUGCGGGGUAUGAUAUUUCUGAAAUUUCUAUUAGGGAUGUUUCGAGGCAGGUGUUUCCCGGAAUCUCGGGAUGGCUCAGUCGGAGGGUCAAAGAGGCUCAGCCAUUCGGUAUGAAGAUGGGUAAGUUCCGUGCGGCUGGGAUUGUGUUUGGCUGGUGGGCGAGGAGUGAAGUUGUUCGGGGUGUUGUGGUUGUUGCUAGGAGGUAA
Molecule: messenger RNA, 1005 nt
Organism: Penicillium maclennaniae
Lineage: Eukaryota; Fungi; Ascomycota; Eurotiomycetes; Eurotiales; Aspergillaceae
Exons: 2
Coding region: 1-1005 (334 amino acids)
Source: RefSeq, a predicted model, not a curated record